AUGGUCAAGCUUGAUGGGCGAUGCCUGUGCGUCCAGCAGUGCUGCUGCAUCAAGCUGCCGCUGCCGCCUUCUCCGGCCGGCAUGACUGACCGUGUCCGCCAAACAGUCAACACCAUCCCAACACAAGGCUGUGAUGCAGCGCAGUGCGACGGAAGGUCCUGCACUCCACCGAGAAGCAGCGGGACCAUGUCGCCUUCUGGCAUGAUGCCAUUGGGAGCAGGGCAGCGCCGAAACACCACGGGCGAGCGGAGCUGCUUGGAUGAAAAGCCGACAAGCCCGUCAAGCCGCAGUUGUUGCUUGACGAUCACUGCCAGCUACUGA
Molecule: messenger RNA, 321 nt
Organism: Symbiodinium sp. CCMP2592
Lineage: Eukaryota; Dinophyceae; Suessiales; Symbiodiniaceae
Source: the annotation of a GenBank genome assembly